UUUUGCAGCCAUCUCAAUUUAGGCUUUGACUGGCAUUACUAUGUUGAUUUGCUCCCCUUUUUCAGGGGAGAUUUACAGAAAACUCUUAAUUUGUUUGCCGAGGCGGCACACGAUAUCGCUACUGGAGACAUAGUCGCGGGUAUAAUGCAGCGCGCUGGCGCUGGUGCCUGGCAUCUACUACCCACGCAAGCCAUAUUCUCCUGUCUUCGGCCCGGUAAGCUACUUAAUGGUCACCUUAGCUUCGUUGGUGGUGGUGGCUUCGGAGGCAGUGGGGGCAUCUCGUUUCCUUCUUGGUUCGGUCGCAACAGCACCAGAAACCGAUUGCUCCGUCUCGUUGGAGAGCUUUCCACUCAUUUGAGGCUCGCCACGCUCGGUUCGGCAGGUGAUCCUCGCUGCCUUGUGCAGGAUUAUGCUGCCGCUUUGUCAAGUAAAUUGACACAACCACUAAAGGAAGGUAAGAUUUUAUUGCAACUUUCUUUUACUCGGGAAUAA
Messenger RNA from Protopolystoma xenopodis, 492 nucleotides. The record is from the annotation of a GenBank genome assembly. Lineage: Eukaryota; Metazoa; Platyhelminthes; Monogenea; Polystomatidea; Polystomatidae.